Daucus carota subsp. sativus is the source of this 1618-nucleotide messenger RNA. RefSeq names its product E3 ubiquitin-protein ligase ATL42. The transcript has a single exon. NCBI's taxonomy places the organism in Eukaryota, Viridiplantae, Streptophyta, Magnoliopsida, Apiales, Apiaceae. The record is from RefSeq and is a predicted model, not a curated record. The coding region runs from base 275 to 1420 and encodes 381 amino acids.
UAUAGAUAAUUCAUGUUUAACAGCCUCUACGUUACAAGUCAAUCUUCAAUAAAAAACCACUAUCACUCUUGCAUCACUCUUUAUUUUUGAAUUCUAUAUUAUGUAGCAGCUCAAAUCAUUUCUGUUACUCGAUCGUGCCCUUCUGGGGGAGGCCAAAACGGAUUAGUCCUCUACUCGAGCUGGCAUAUAAACCACGUUUAAACAACUACUCGAAGCUCAGCAGUUUCCAGCAGAAAAAUCAUCAGGAAAUUAUUUCAGAACGCGUUUAUUAAACAUGCAUAGAUUAAUUGUCUUGUCCAUGUUUUUAAUUGUGAUCAAAGCGGAUCAUACUCGAGGAAUUCCAGCAAAUGAUGAAGCUGUAAACGAGUUUCAGCCAAGUCUUGCGAUUGUGGUUGGUGUCCUUGGAGUCAUGUUCAUCUUGACAUUUUUUCUUCUUUUUCUUGCCAAGUGUUGCCAUCGACAAUCGGGUUCGAAUGGAGAGAAUGAAGGAAGGUUUGGAGAAUCAAGGUCUGGAUACUCUGGAAUUGACAAAACAGUCAUCGAAUCACUCCCUUUUUUUAGAUUUUCCGCGCUGAAAGGGUCCAGAGAGGGGCUUGAAUGCGCUGUUUGUUUAUCAAAGUUUCGAGAUAUUGAGAUUCUGAGAUUACUUCCAAAGUGUAAACACGCCUUUCAUAUUAGUUGUGUUGAUCAGUGGCUGGAGAGACAUUCUAGUUGUCCGCUCUGCAGGCACAGAGUUAGCUCAGAGGACCAUGCCUCAGUCACGUACUCAGGUAGCUUAAGAUUCUUGAGAAGCCAGUCUGAUUUGAGGCAGGACUCGAAUUUGGAACUGUUUGUGCAAAGGGAAGAAGACCACACUCAACAUAAGUCUUCAAGAUUUAUGCGCGGAAGUAGCUUGAAUAAUACUCUUGAAGUCCAGGACAGAGAAGAAUUGCCAAUUCAGGGAACUUGUCACAAGAACGAGGCCGAGGAGGAGGAGAAUUUGCACAAGUUCAAUCACAAGAUCAUUGUGGCUGAAGGAGUGCUUCUCAAGAACAGAUGGAGCAGUGUGAGUUCUUCGGACCUUAUGUUCUUGAACUCGGAAAUGAUUAACGAGGCUUCCACCAAUAGGUUAUCAUCCAAGGAAGCCGCGAAUAAUUUGUACGUUAUUAGCACUCAAGAUGAUAGUAUCCCAUUUGCAAGAGUAGUUGAGAAUAAUUCGAGUAAGAUUUUGGAGCCAAAUGAGAAGAGAUCAAUGUCAGAGAUAAUAGUUCAUCCAAGGUCCACUAGAAGUAGAAGUAUUACAAGAGGUGAAUCUUCUGGUAGCCAAAAUGAUGUGAAUGAAGAAAGACAAAGGAAGCUGUGGCUACCUAUUGCCAGAAGAACUGUUGAAUGGUUUGCCAAUAGAGAAAGGAGGUUUACACAAAUACAAUCUCAUGUAUAGAUUCUUCAUUUGCUUGGCCCAUUGUUAAUUUUAGGGGUUUUUUGUUAGCUUGCAUAUUACAAAACAUUGUCAUGAUUUCUUCAGAACGCAGAUUUAAUUAGAGAUCGAAAUUAUUAAAUUUAACUGAGAAGUUCUUAUGCAUGGCUUAUAUAUGGUUGAUGAGACUCGAGACUAAGGCCUGUUUGGUGGAGCUUUUGA